AUGGUGAUUCAUACACCUACUACGACAGACAGUGACGGCGCUGACUCCAAGAUGAGGCUCACUUACUUCAGCAAUGAAUUUCCCAGAGACGACCUGCAGGACGUCUUUCGAAAAAUUCACCUGCUCGCCAAGUCUAAGGGACAUGUCAUCCUUGCUCGCUUCAUCGACGAGGCCACGCUCGCUCUCCGCGACGAGAUCCGUCAACUCCAACCAGCCUUGCGUGACACAAUUCCACCCUUUGAAAGUGUGCUGGACUUCGUCGACUUUACCGGUAUCCGCAAAGGACCUCUCUGUGGCUCGGUAGAUGGCGUUCUUCUAUGUGUGCUUGAGUUGGGCAUACUCAUAGGCUAUCAUGAGACUUCUAACCAUGAGGCUUCUCUUGAAAAUCUCGGAGGCUCUGUGGCCGGGCUGGGGAUUGGUCUGCUGGCUGCGGCGGCCACGUCCCUGGCAACCACCAUAUCAGAAUUGCCUCAAACCGGCGCAGAAGCCAUUCGCCUGGCCUUCCGGCUGGGCGUUCUUGUGCAAGAGGUUUCACACAAUCUGCACGCCAGUUCCUGGGCAGAUGGAGGGCCACUGGAUUCGUGGGCUUACGUUCUUCCGAACGCCAAUGCGGAUGAAGUGCAACAUGAGCUCGAUAUCGUUCAGGACAGACAGGACACACCCGCGUCUAGUAAGGUCUUCUUAAGUGCCCUUGGCCAAGCCUCGGUGACCAUCAGCGGACCCCCAGCCAGACUCAGUGCUCUGUUUCUCACGGCCGACUUCUUUCGUGACCGAAAGCAUAUUGCGUUGCCUGUUUACGGUGGCCUCUGCCAUGCCAAGCAUAUAUACACCCAGGAAAACGUCGAUUCUGUCAUUGAGACCGCAUCGAUAAAACUGCUGCAAGAUAUUGUGUUGCCACGCAGUCAACUCUACUCGACAGCCACGGGGAAGCCGUUCCCUGCCAAGUCUGCUCACGACCUCUUCAGACAGGUCGUUGAAGAGAUCCUCACACAGCAGAUCAAAUGGGACAAAGUUGUCAAGAGCUUAGCCCAACACGCACGCGACUUGGAGGUGUCUCAAUUUCAGGUUCUUGUCUUCCGCAUGUCGUUACCAGCCAAGGAUAUCAUGACAGCCAUGGAAGAGACCCCCAACCUAACCGCCACACAAGAAGAGCUGAUGCCCUGGAUCCACGACCAGACAAAAGCGUUGGCAGCAGACAACAUAACCACCCCAACAACCAAGAUCGCCAUCGUGGGCAUGUCGUGCAGAAUGCCAGGUGGUGCAGACAGCACCGAAAAGUUCUGGGAACUCCUUGAGAGCGGCACCGAGGUCUCGAGGAAGAUCCCUGCCGACCGUUUCGACGUGGAUUCGCACGUCGACCCUGCUGGCAAGCGGCUCAACACCAGCCACACGCCCUAUGGCUGUUUCAUUGACGAGCCGGGCUUAUUCGAUGCGCCCUUCUUCAAUAUGUCCCCACGCGAGGCCCAGCAGACGGAUCCCAUGCAAAGGCUAGCUCUUGUUACGGCGUAUGAGGCCCUGGAGCGGGCUGGCUAUGUUGCGAAUCGGACUGCGGCUACUAAGUUGGAGCGGAUCGGGACGUUCUAUGGUCAGGCUAGCGACGAUUAUCGGGAGGUCAAUACUGGGCAGGAGAUCAGUACUUAUUUCAUCCCGGGAGGUUGUCGUGCAUUUGGUCCUGGACGCAUCAAUUACUUCUUCAAGUUUGCUGGACCCAGCUACAGCAUUGACACCGCAUGCUCGUCUAGUCUAGCCACUAUCCAGGUCGCAUGCACUGCCCUUCAAAGCGGAGAGCUUGAUACUGCCGUCGUCGGAGGCGUCAACAUUCUCACCAACUCCGACGCUUUCGCAGGACUUAGCCACGGCCAUUUCCUAUCCAAGACGCCGGGAGCAUGCAAGACCUGGGAUGCAGACGCUGAUGGCUAUUGCCGAGCAGACGCUGUUGCAUCUGUUGUCAUGAAAAGGCUCGACGAUGCUGUCGCGGACAAUGAUAGGAUCUUGGGCGUGAUUCUUGGGUCGGCAACAAAUCAUUCUGCCCAAGCUGUCUCCAUCACGCAUCCUCAUGCAGGUCACCAAGAGUAUCUAUCGAGGCUCGUGCUGCGUCGCGCUGGUGUGGACCCGAUGGAUGUCUCAUAUGUCGAACUCCACGGCACUGGAACGCAGGCUGGUGAUGCCGAGGAGAUUCAGUCCGUCUCGCAGGUCUUUGCACCUCUUCCCAGUCGUCGGAGCGACAAGAGGCCUCUGCAUUUGGGAGCCGUCAAAGCCAAUGUCGGACAUAGCGAGGCAGCUGCGGGAGUCACUGCACUGGUCAAAGUACUCCUGAUGAUGCAGAACAAUGCGAUUCCCCCACACGUUGGCAUUCGAAAUGCCAUCAACCCCAAGGUACAGCAAGAAGUGGAAAAGCGCAACAUCAGUAUCGCGUUCGAACGAACCGAGUGGGCUCGAAACGGCGGCAAGAAGCGGAUUGCGGUCGUGAAUAACUUCAGCGCUGCUGGAGGCAACACGACUAUUCUCGUAGAAGAUGCCCCUCCAGAGACAUCUCUGGUUAGUCUAGCUUCCGAUCCACGAGCAGCACAUAUCAUUUCGGUGUCCGCGAAAAGCAAGCUAUCCCUCAAGGGAAACAUCGAGAGACUGCGCGACUUUCUGGACAACAACCCGAACUUAUCAGUAGCCGAUCUGUCUUAUACGACGACAGCACGCCGAUACAGUCACAAUAACCGCGUUGCCUUUGCUGCUGCGACUGUUUCUGAGGUGCAGAAAAAGCUCCAGUCUGCGCUGGCCAACAUCGACUCGCAUAAGGCAAUUCCAUCCUCUGGCCCUCCACCAAUCGUGUUUGCUUUCACAGGCCAAGGCGCGUCUUACAAGUCGUUUAACCUCCAACUCUUCCACGGCUUCCCCGACUUCCGCUCGCACAUUGCGCAUCUGGAUGCACUUGCACAGAGCCAAGGGUUUCCCUCGUUCAUCCCAGUUUUGGACGGCAGCCAUGCUCAGGAUCAUGCUCACUCCCCUGUUGUCACUCAGCUGGCUUUGGUGUGUAACGAGAUAGCUCUGGCCAAGUUUUGGGCUGGUUUGGGAGUCAAGCCUGACGUGGUCAUUGGCCACAGCCUGGGCGAAUAUGCAGCACUUCACGUGGCGGGCGUGCUCUCAGCAAGUGACACUAUCUACCUUGUCGGCAAACGUGCUCAGAUGCUUCAACAGAAAUGUCGAAUAGGCAGUCACAAGAUGGUCGCCAUACGAGCAUCUGUCACCAACAUUCGUGAAGUCACCGAGGGCAAAGACUUCUCCUAUGACAUCGCAUGCAUCAACGGCCCUAACGACACUGUGAUCAGUGGUCCAACUUCCGAGAUAGACCGCAUGGGACGUACCUUGGACGAGGCCGGCCUGAAGCAAAUACCUCUCGACGUGGCCUUUGCUUUCCAUUCUUCUCAGAUGGAUCCCAUCCUUGAUGACUUCGAGGUCAUGGCCAGUCGCGGUGUGGUCUUUCAGCCUCCACAACUCCCGAUCGUCUCUCCCCUCCUGGGCAAAGUAAUUUUCGACGACAAGUCGAUUGAUGCUACUUACUUCCGCCGGGCAACUCGUGAAACGGUGAAUUUCCUCUCUGCUCUGCAUGCUGCUCACGAGAUUGGUGCUAUAGAGGAAGAUAUGGCCUGGGUGGAGAUUGGGCCUCACCCGGUUUGUUUGGGCUUCGUCAAAAGUUCACUCUCCAAAGCCAGCGUCGCGGUCCCGUCUUUUAGAAGAGGGGAGGACAACUGGACAACCCUGGCACACAGUUUGUCUGCCUUACACUGCGCUGGAGUGAAGAUCGACUGGAAUGCUUUGCAUUCGCCUUUCGAGAAGAACCUUCGUCUCUUGGAUUUGCCCACUUACGCCUGGAACAACAAGACGCAUUGGAUUCAAUACAAGGGGAACUGGGCCCUGACAAAAGGAAACACGUUCUACGAUGAGGAGAAGAAACUCGCGGCUGGGAAUGCCUUGCCUGUAGCUCUCCCUGUGUCGAACCUGAGCACUUCCUCGGUACAGCGGGUCAUCUACGAAGAUGUGCAAGGCAGUCGGGGGACUGUGACGAUACAGUCUGAUCUGUCCCAACCCGGGUUGCGUGCAGCGGCAUGGGGCCAUAAGAUGAACAACUGUGGUGUUGUCACAAGCUCUAUUCAUGCCGAUAUUGCAUACACUAUCGGAACCUACCUGUACAGGAAAUUCUUUCCAGGCAGUGAAGUGCACAUGAACGUCUCCAACCUAGAAGUCCUCAAAGGCCUUGUUGCCAACAGCAAACCCGAGCAACCUCAGCUCUUCCAAGUCACAGCCACAACCGCAGACAUCGCCACCGGGCAGGUCGAGCUGUCAUGGGCCAAUGUACAUCCCGACGGCACAGUAGAUGACCCUUUCGCAAGUGCGACCCUCAUCUACGGCGAUACCAACGAAUGGCUCGACACAUGGACUUCAGCAGCCCAUCUGGUCCAAGGCCGUAUCGCAGACCUUGAACAACUGGCGCAGGACGGCAUCGCGAACCGCUUCACUCGCAACAUGGCCUAUUUGCUGUUCGCAAACAAUCUGGUCGACUAUGCUGACAAGUACCGCGGAAUGCACGCUGUCGUGCUCCAUGGCCUUGAGGCCUUUGCCGAUGUCGAGCUGUCGACAGAGCGAGGUGGUACCUGGACCGUUCCGCCGCAUUUCAUCGACAGUGUCUGUCAUCUAGCCGGCUUCAUCAUGAACGUCUCUGACAAUCUCGAUACCAAAAAUCACUUCAGUGUGACUCCUGGGUGGCGCUCUCUUCGUCUUGCACGGCCUCUUCUGGCCGGCGCCAGGUAUCGGUCCUAUGUCAAGAUGAUUCCCACGCGUCAGGAUCCGAAUGUCUAUCUAGGCGAUGUAUACGUUCUCCAGGAUCAUGCGAUCAUCGGCAUGAUGGGGGGCAUCCAGUUCCGUCGCUAUCCUCGUAUCUUGCUCAGCCGCUUUUUCUCGGCGCCUGACGACGCAACAGCUCCGCCAGUGGCCACGUCUGCACCUGCAAAGCCUUCCAGAGCCAUAUCAGUCUCAGUGGCACCAGCCCUGACACCUGAGCAAUCCUCGAACAACAACAGCAACGGCGCACGUGCCGAAUCUGAACUGACAACGACGACCAAAGCCCUACAGAUCAUCGCUGAUGAGGCGGCCGUGGAUGCAUCCGAGCUCGUCGACGAUGCGAGCUUCGCCAACCUUGGCAUUGAUUCGCUCAUGAGUCUGGUGAUCUCGGAGAAGUUCCGGGAGCAGCUUGGUAUCACGGUCUCUGGAAGUCUGUUCCUCGAGUACCCGAGUAUCGGGGAGCUGCGAAGCUGGCUGCAGGAGUACUACAGUUAG
Messenger RNA from Cryphonectria parasitica EP155, 5328 nucleotides. RefSeq lists its product as uncharacterized. Lineage: Eukaryota; Fungi; Ascomycota; Sordariomycetes; Diaporthales; Cryphonectriaceae. The record is from RefSeq and is a predicted model, not a curated record. Bases 1 to 5328 code for a protein of 1775 amino acids. Gene Ontology annotation, biological process: fatty acid biosynthetic process. The transcript has 9 exons. Gene Ontology annotation, molecular function: 3-oxoacyl-[acyl-carrier-protein] synthase activity; phosphopantetheine binding; fatty acid synthase activity.